Talpa occidentalis (Iberian mole) is the source of this 6252-nucleotide messenger RNA. RefSeq names its product hydroxyacyl-thioester dehydratase type 2 (gene HTD2). The transcript has a single exon. Lineage: Eukaryota; Metazoa; Chordata; Mammalia; Eulipotyphla; Talpidae. The coding region runs from base 14 to 520 and encodes 168 amino acids. The record is from RefSeq and is a predicted model, not a curated record.
GGGGUUGCUAAAGAUGUUCCCAGUAAUUUCCAGCUAUCAUCUUUGGUGGUGUGGACUUCAGAGGAGAAUCUGCCUGAACCAGCCAGGUCUAAGCAAGCAGCACUUUCAGCAUGUGCACAUCAGAGUUGGAGACCGGGCUGAACUCAGCAGGGCCUUCACACAGAGGGAUGUGGUUACCUUCUCAGAAUUAACGGGUGAUGUCAACCCUUUGCAUUUGAAUGAAGAUUUUGCAAAACAUACGAAGUUUGGAAAGACAAUUGUACAUGGAGUGUUGAUCAAUGGACUUAUUUCUGCUCUCCUUGGUACUAAAAUGCCAGGACCGGGGUGUAUAUUUCUUUCCCAGGAAAUUAACUUUCCAGCACCUUUAUAUACUGGAGAAGUUGUUUUAGCAUCUGCAGAAGUGAAAAAGCUGAAGCGACUCAUUGCUAUUAUUGCAGUGUCAUGUUCUGUAAUAGAAAGUCAAAAGACUGUUAUGGAAGGCUGGGUUAAAGUUAUGGUCCCAGAAACUCCAAAAUCUUAAAGUAUGUAUCUAAAGAUGCAAGUUCAGUCUUCAGUGUUACUGUUAUUAACAGCUUGUGAGGAAAGCAAGGACUGCUGCUCUUUACAAAGAAAUGACCAACAGGCCCAGAAGCCAUGUUAGGGGAGGACAGUUGGUGGUGGGGUGUUCAAAUAUCCACUUUCCAAUUUGGACCUCUGCUUAAUAUAGACUUGAGUAUAUUCAUCAUCUGUUUUCAAAAUUGGAAGAAAAAUUGGGAAGGUUAUUUAGCUGAAGGUUAUUUUAGGAUUUGAAACCUAGUUGUGUUUGGAUAACACAGACCUACCUGUGUCUCACUGAAUUUAUAACUAGCUAGCAUUUAAUUAUUGAAGAUGAGAGAAGUUGGGUCAUCCUUGAAUACCUACCUUUGAAUACCUAGUAAAUAUUUUUAAAUCCUGUUCAACAGUGUCUCUGUUAAAGUUUUUUCUAAUUUGUUAUGUUUACAACAAGAUGGCUUCUUGCUCAAUCUUCAGUGGCACUUGCCUGUCAAAUGGAUUUUCUGUUCUUGAAGAAGGAUUUACAGAUGGAUUUGGACUCAGUUAUAUACUGUCAUGUAUAAAAACAGUAGCAGUAGCUACUAUUUUCCAUUCUCUCCUUUAAAUAAGGCUAGAGAUUUCCCUGACUUGAAAGCUAACUGGGCCACACUAUACACAGAUAAACACAGUAUACACAGACCAGUCUUUCAAGAUGUCAAGCUCUCUGUGUUGGAAAUCUACACCAACAUAAUAGAUCUUUAAUGCAAAGUUUCUAUUUUAGUGCACAUUAUUUUCUCCCUUUCUUGAAAAUAUUACGCAGUUCCCAUUGCAUAAAUAAUACAUGCUUAUUGUAAAAAAAAAAAUAAAAGUACAAAACCAUCAUAGAGACUGGGUUUUUUGUGAGGGCUAAGGAAGAGGAAAUAUGAAAUAUAUUCGUACUGAAUGGUCAUCUGCAGCAAUUUUUUUUUUUAAGAUUUAUUUAUUUAUUUAUUUAUACAAGCACUGGGUACAGUCAGAAGCGCAGGAGGGUGAGAGAAUUCACCAGAGCCAGAGCAGAGAGCAGAGCAGGCAGACUGACAAAGUACACUGCUGAGGGGAGCAUCAGGCAGCAGGAGAGGUCUGUGCACCAUGUGGGACCCUCCUGUGGCCAGGGAGCAAACCGGCGCUGCAGAGGCUGUGGGCAGCUUCGCAACCCAGCUCUCAACCACUGCGCCACCGCGAGGCCCAUCUGCAGCAUUUUUUAAGAGAAGGAUCUAUAAUGGAACAUACAGGUGGAAAAAGUUUUUUCCUCCUGCUAAUAAUCAGUAACGAGAUUUUUUUUUUAAGCUAGAAGUGUAUUGGUUAAGGAAUUUUUCUAGUCACUAGAGGGCAGUGAUGCAUAUAUAGUGAGGAUUAAAAAACUAAUGUAUUUCAUACUCAUUUAUGAAGGUGGAAAUACCAAAAUCACUAUCAGGAGCAAGGAUACUUUAUUCUCAUGAGUCAGAUCCACCUGAAGAGAGCUUAUUUAUAUGUAAAACAUUACACGUGCUGAAAAUUUGAUGUAACAUUGAAAGAAAAAAUGGGCAGCUUGAGGUACAAAUAAGAACUUGAAGCUAACAUUUCCUAUGCCUGCAAAACUCAUCCCUGGGACUUAGUGGCAGUCUUGAAGUACAGGUCCAAAAAUACAGUGAUGUUAUCACUAGUAUUUAUCACAAGCUAAUUUUCUGUAUUUUUGAAACAACUUGUGAGGUUCAUAUCCCUUUUUUAUAGGCAAGAAAACAGACUAAUACUAUGUGAUCUACCCAAGGUUGUACAGCUAGUGUGUGGUAGAAGUGGGAUUUAAACUGGGAGCCUGCCUGUCUCCAAAGCCCUUUUUCUAUCAUUCUGUGGGUCUAUAGUGUUCUCAUUAGAGUAGUCUUGAUCUUACUCCCUAUUCUAGUUGUAGCAAUUUCCUAUAUAGUAUUUUUUGGUGGCUUCCACACAUAACUUGUUGCCUCCUGUUUUUUGUGAGGACAUCCAGCAAAAGGUUAUUCUGAAAGUGAAGUGUGGCAAUCCAAUAUGGUGGGGAAAUAAGGAAUGUCAGAUCUGGCUUACUACUGCUGUCUAAAUACAAUUUCCCUUUUUUUUUUUAAGUGCUCUGCACGUGUCAUAGCUUUCUUUGGUAUCUGUAAAUCAUUGCAAAGUCAGAAUAGAGAAGUAGAAAGUAGGCAACAAGUUAGGGAUACUGCUCUGUAAAUGAUGAUUUGUCACUUUUAUUUAAAGCCAAGAGUUUCACAUCACUCAUACUAUGUAAAAGCCAGCUAUAAGGAAAGCCUAUUGCCUUGCGUUUUCGUUUUGAGUCCUGUGUGAAUUGUUAGAAAGAAUGACUCUUUUCUAAUUAAAAUGUAAAUGACCUUCAGAUGAGGAAAUCUCUUCCAGAUAAUUGAGAGGUGGUGAACUUGAUUGUACCAGGUCACAUGUCAGUACAAAAGCACUGACUAAAACAGGCAAAUUGUACUAGCACUUUCCACAUAGGGGCAUUGUAAGCCUGCAAAUUAUGCGAAGUCUCAUUAUCAUGGAAAGACAUACCCAUCUUAAGCAAUUUCAACCUAAUGUACUGGAAAAUUGCUUAACAAAUUUUUAUAUUCUAUUAGAAACAUUUCUAUAUUGGUGAAAUGUCACCCAUUUUUCUGAGCAGCAAAUCUUGAGUAGCAAACAGAGAAAGCCUCACCACAGACACCAUUUGUCUUGUUUAUUCAUCUAGAAAAAGGGAUUGCUAAAUGUACACCAGUACCUUUUAGGUAACCACAGGUUUUCACUUUGUACUGAAUUAUUAGUCAUUUUUCUUUUAUGUUCCUGGAGUAUGAUUCAGAGACCAAUUUGCUCCCAAAGAAAAUUGCUAUUAAAUUACAUCUAUUAAGGUUUUAUAUUAAAACAUACUCUACUAAGAGUUGACUGUCACUGAGCAGCUGUGUCACUCUGAAUGCCACAUGUGUUGGCAUAACUUAUUAACUAGCUCUGUCUGGGAAGAAUAGGAGUGUUGUAGAAUUACUCUUGGGCUACGCAUAAGUAUCUCCAGGAUUCCAGAUGUUUUAUUUUGUUCUGAGCUUGUCUUCAUUUGGAUUACAAACACUGCAGAGAUAAGAAUUCUCAGAGAAAUUAUGGGUUGGAACAAGAUCGCUAGCAGAAGACAUUUAAGUUCAAAAUCAUUAGAAACCCAAGACUUAAUCUUGGUAAUACUUCUAGAACAGGAUUAGUAGAGGGCCCCACUUCAAUUUGUAGGCCACAAUUUCUAGGGUGGCUUUUAAAUACAAUCCAGUUCAAAUGACCUCUGUAUAAACCCUGGGCAAAAUUCCUCUGUAGUGUGGAAAAUAUUAACAGGUCAAGGAAAUAAGUAUGAGUUGAAUUUUUGUUUUAUAUCCAGAUCAUGAAUAUUUAAAGAAAAUCAUUUUAAGUUGGGAGGUGAUAGUGCUUAGGAACCACUGUUGUUCACGAGCUUCAGUGAUUUGAUUUGUAGAACAUUUGCCAGGUCCGGAAAUAUCCUCACUAAAACUCAUUCUUUUCAGUCAGUCUGGCCAAAUGUCAAGUUGUUAGAUAAACAACCUGUGGGCCAUCUAAACAUUUGGCAACAAUGAAGAGUAUAAAUCUUUUCCCCCUUGCUAGCACUGAGUAGUUGUAUAUGUGGCAAAAACUACGGGACUGCAUUCUUCAUGAGCUUUACCGAGCCUGAGACAGAAAGCAAAGCUGAUUUGGUUCAGAUCAGCUCUGCUCUGGGGGCGGGUUUCCCCACAUUUAGCAUGAGCCAUUCCAAAACCAAAUGGAUGUGGAGGGCUAUAUACCCCUCAAAGGUAUAUAGGGGCCCAGUUAAGUCCAGGAUCUUCAGAGGAUCACUGACAAGGCACUAAUUUGGGUAGAAAAUAAAAUCAUAAGGCUUACCAUAUUGUUAUAUUCUGAGGGGCUUCUGGCAAAAUUUCCAGAGAAAGGGAGAAAUUAGAUUAAGGGUUAUUUACUGGAAUCAUUCCAUCAAAUAUCUGAUUUCUCAUUUUUCCAUUUCCCUUGUCAAGAACAUUAUACAAAGGUGUUCUUUUUUGACCCGGGCAACUCAGUUGUAUGACUUUUUUCUAAACAUGCAAGUGAAAUAUUUUCGUGAGACAUUUUUAAAAAUCAGAAAAUCAUAAAAAUGCAAAGAAUCAUCCUACUUCCUAGAGAACACAUUUUUAAUAUUUGGUGGUCCCUUUUGGUGUUUUUCUUGUAAAUAAAACAUGGGCCCAUAUAAGUGCAUACAUUUUCUUUCAUUUAUUAGCAUAUCAUGAGCAAUUCCCAACAUCAGUAAAUAUUCUUUGAUAAUCUGCUUUUUAAUCACUGCAAAAUAUUCUAAUGAUUGUACCAUGAUUUGUCCAACCCCUUAUUGUUAGCUAUUUAUCUUUGUGCGUUAUAUAUUUGCACUAAUCUCUAAUUACUUCCUUGUGUUAUAGGACAGGGAGAGGGGCAGCCCAAACCCCGCAAACCUGCCUAUUCUAAAUGGGUUCUGCCAUCCGCCGCAUCAACACAAAACAUGAGACUUUAAUGGGAAGGAACUUUAAUACAAUUAGGAAACAAUACAGGAAAGGCAAAGAAUCUAGUUUCUAAAUGAAGCACCCAAAGUUACCCAUCCCCUCGUGGGUAAAACUCCAUCCAUAUGGGAUCGGCCCAGAACAAGGCCCCAAAGCCUGCCACAAGUCUAAAGCAUCUUCCAGUUGGGACCCACAGAAAAGGGUCAGAAACAACCAGACAAGCCUGGAAGAAAAAGAGCAAAAUCAACAUCAAGAUAAAAGCUGCCAUGGUCACCUCCCCACGGGUCUCACCCACAUUUGUGUCACCCAGUCCACGACCAAAAGACAAGCGCAGUUUCUUCACGUGUCUCUAGGCUCCAGGAGCCUCCUCCAGGUCUCCUGGCUCCAUCCUGCUCCUUCCUCAGUCUCUUCUGCAGCUUCUUCUCUCCCUGCUCAGCUUCACCCUCCCUUGGGUGGGGCAGGGAACCUCCCCCUUUCCUGGGGACCACCCUGUUACAAUUGGUAUAUCCUCCUGGAGGUGGAAUUACCAGGUAAGAACAUUUUCAGAGCCCUUGAUCUGUACAGUAUUGUCAAAUCCCAGUUCCUAGUUUACAUGGUAAGUACUCAGUAAAUAAUUGGUAAAUGAAUAAAAUGCCUUUUGGAGAGGUUGGGCCAAUUUAUACUCCUACCAGCAGUACAUGAGAAUAGCCUUGUCUUGGUCAGUAAGCAUCAGACAGAAGUAAUGAUUAAAGAAGAAUUUUGAUUUCUGUGAGUCUGUCAAUAAAAUAACCCAUUUGCUUUGAGGAAACGGAAGUAAAAAGUUGAAUCUUCCAUCUGACACAUGGUUUUGUUUUAAACAUACUGGGACACAGUGAAACGCAGGAAGAGUUUUAAUUGUUUUAGCACCAACUCAUGAAGUUCCAUGUUUCCUUCUUCAUGUUUCUCUCCAUUGGGUCUUGGUCCCUAAGUCAGUUUGUCAUGACUACUUGGCCCCUUGGGGUUACCCACAAUCCAUUAAACUUAAGAUCUGCAGAGGUUACCCUUUAGAGUGCAAUUUAGAUGUCAAAUUUUGGUGGUGUUGAUGCUGUCACCAGAAAACUUGCCUGAAAUAUAGAAAUUUAGGGGUGAUAAAUUUAUGAGUUAAAAACCUGGCGUUCUCAGAAGUAAGAGGAAGAAAGCAACGGAUAAUGUUUGUGAAAGAUUCGGCACGGUAAAGAAAAGGAGAACCAGGCUACAUUUCUCAAAGGGAGGG